Gossypium raimondii (Peruvian cotton) is the source of this 1519-nucleotide messenger RNA. RefSeq lists its product as uncharacterized. Gene Ontology annotation, cellular component: endoplasmic reticulum membrane. NCBI's taxonomy places the organism in Eukaryota, Viridiplantae, Streptophyta, Magnoliopsida, Malvales, Malvaceae. Gene Ontology annotation, biological process: GPI anchor biosynthetic process. Gene Ontology annotation, molecular function: hydrolase activity, acting on ester bonds. The coding region runs from base 156 to 1187 and encodes 343 amino acids. The transcript has 5 exons. The record is from RefSeq and is a predicted model, not a curated record.
CCAUACUUUCUUUUUUCUCCAUCUUCUUCCAACCCAUAGAAACCAAAAUUACCCUUGUAUUGAACUUGCCCAUCAAAACUUUUAUUGCCUCCAUUUCCUCUGUUUCUUUUGGUUUCUGAUACUUGUUGUUUGCUACUCACACUUUUUUCAGUCAGAUGAUGAUAGAUCGUUAUUCAAUAGCUUUGUUUCUGGUUUUUUCAUAUCUUGUUGGCCUCUUGGAUGCUAGUGCUGGUGAUGCUGAUCCACGUUACAGGGGUUGUGUGGCAGAAUGCGAGAAAACUGGUUGUGCUGGGGGAACUUGCUUUCCACACUGCAAGUUUCCUUCCGAUGGUGUUGCCAAUGAUGGUCCAUGGUAUAUGCAAGAGCCACUUUACUUGAAGUGGAAACAAUGGGAUUGCCAAAGUGACUGUCGUUACAAUUGUAUGAUUGACAGAGAGAAAGAAAGGGAAGCAGUUGGUCAUGGACCUGUCAAGUAUCAUGGUAAAUGGCCCUUCACGCGAGUUUUUGGAAUUCAGGAACCAGCUUCUGUAGCAUUCUCUGCACUCAACCUAGCAAUGCAUUUUCAUGGUUGGCUAUCUUUCUUCAUCCUUCUUUACUAUAACUUGCCUUUGAGACAAGAUAAGAAAGCAUACUAUGAAUAUGCAAGUUUGUGGCACAUAUAUGGACUUUUGGCAAUGAAUUCAUGGCUCUGGAGUGCUGUUUUCCACAGUCGUGAUGUGGAUUUAACAGAAAAGUUAGACUACUCAUCUGCUGUGGCACUGCUUGGGUACUCUCUUAUUGUAUCCAUACUAAGAAGUUUCAAUGUGAGAGUUGAGGCUGCUAGAGUCAUGGUUGCCGCUCCAUUUCUUGCCUUUGUAACUACUCAUAUAUUGUACCUCAACUUUUAUACCUUUGACUAUGGGUGGAACAUGAAAGUUUGUGUAGCCAUUGGGGUUGCUCAACUUCUCAUUUGGGCAAUCUGGGUUGGUAUUACUUGCCAUCCUUCUCGCUGGAAGUUGUGGGUGGUGGUGGUUGGAGGGGGGCUUGCAAUGCUUUUGGAGAUCUAUGAUUUCCCUCCUUAUCAAGGAUUCUUUGAUGCCCAUGCUAUAUGGCAUGCCACAACUAUUCCACUUACCUGCCUGUGGUGGAGCUUCAUUAGGGACGACGCAAAGUUUCAGACUUCUAUCCUCCUUAAGAAGGCUAAGUAGUCCCAUGUAAAACUAACAUCAUCUUGUAGCAGCUCCACCAUUCAAAAGCCUUUUGUCGUAUCCUUUGGCACAGUGUUUUUACAUAUAAUAUAUUUCCCGGUUAUUUAUGAUGCAGAAAUGGAGAUCUCAUCUGCUCACUGCUCUGUUGGUUGAAACUUAAAAAAGACCAUUUUUGUUGGAUGCUCAACUUCAACAUGAAUUCUUUUGUAGAUUCAAAUCAUUAUAUUUUGUUGAAUUGGUACUUGACCCUGUUAGUUUAUACAUUUAUGUUGGAAUUUCAACAUGUAAAUUUUUCCGUAUUUUUCAAAUUAUAAACUAAUUUAUGUUUUAAA